GCUAGAGCUCACUGCGUAGUGCGUCUCCCAGCGCCGCAGUCCCCUAGUUGUCAAACAAAACUUCAGAGUUGGCGCAGCUUUACCAUCUUACAGGCUAUAGUAGACAUCGAUCACAAAUAAUUUGCAGUGUCUUUUUUUCUUAGAACUGUUCAUUCGUCUGCUGUCUACGAUGUCUUCUAACGGUACCACCAGUAUAGGCCUAAACUGCCCUAUUCCCAGUCGCUUUGAGCAGUCAAAAGACUGGUCUCAGCUGCCCGACUCCUACAGUCAGACGCCUGGAGGCACCCUGUUCUCCACGACACCUGGAGGAACCAGGAUAAUCUAUGACAGAAAGUUCCUGCUGGAAUGUCGGAAUUCACCGAUSACACGUACCCCUCCGUGCUGUCUCCCCCAUAUCCCAGGGGUCACGGCGCCGGCCCUGCACCCUCUGGGCAAGUUGAAGGAAAUGGACGAGAACAAAGACAUCCCAGCUGACGAUGCCCAGUUUGUGAUUGACAUCUGAAGCAACUCAUCCAGACCCAUUCUGUUGGAGAAAUUGUAUCCUGUUCAGACCACUGGGUGGUCGCUCUACUGGUCACACUCACUUUAGAUUCCCUCCUGUCUAAUCCUGGAGGAUGAUUUGGGAAGAGUGGAUGCAGUCAGUCUGUUAACUGCUUUUCAUCUUGAUGUAACCUUUUCUUUUUGUACACUUGGUACUUUCUGUUUUUACAGGAUUAAUGAAUUUAUCAUUUUGAGUUUUAUUAAAUGGCAARGAAUAUUGUCAAGUUGCAUUUUUAUAUGUGGUCUGGGGGUUGGCAGCUGAUUACAAGGGUAUUCAGAGAUUACUUCAAUUAAUCUCUGGGCUCUUUGAGAGUGUGCUGUUCUGCAAAGAAAAUAAAUGAAAUUAAAAAAGUUA
This is a messenger RNA of Salvelinus sp. IW2-2015, 895 nucleotides long. RefSeq names its product eukaryotic translation initiation factor 4E-binding protein 3-like. The record is from RefSeq and is a predicted model, not a curated record. Gene Ontology annotation, molecular function: eukaryotic initiation factor 4E binding. Gene Ontology annotation, biological process: negative regulation of translational initiation. NCBI's taxonomy places the organism in Eukaryota, Metazoa, Chordata, Actinopteri, Salmoniformes, Salmonidae. Gene Ontology annotation, cellular component: cytoplasm.